Messenger RNA from Klebsormidium nitens, 2441 nucleotides. The record is from the annotation of a GenBank genome assembly. Lineage: Eukaryota; Viridiplantae; Streptophyta; Klebsormidiophyceae; Klebsormidiales; Klebsormidiaceae.
AUCAGGACUUGAAUCUGGGCGUAGAGGAAGGGGACGGUCAAAUCGUUCAGGGCGAGGAAAGAGGAGCAGAGUUGUCGCUGCGCAGGCCCUUUUGAAUGCUUGCUGACUGCAGGGCUUGCGGAAUAUUGAGCAGAUUCUGGGCUUUAGGUGUUUCGGAUGUGUUUGUCUGUACUUUCCGGAAGCUCUGCUAUGGUGCUUGGAGGAGCAGUUUGUUGCAACGUCAGAUGAUUCUUGUGUACGUCAGGAAAUCAAUGUUCAAGGCCUUGGUAUGACAAUCUGGAGCCAAUGUGGUGUGUGUGACGAGGAUUCUGUCCUACCACAACAGUGAUAAAGCAGAUAGAGGAGAUCGAAGCGAUAGUCACACGAAGGACUGAAAGGAAGCUGGGUUUCUCUAGGAGCAUGAGAAAAGCCGCUGAGGGCCAAGAGCGGUAGCUGUUGUGUUCACAUCGGCUAUAGAGAUGCCGAACAAGCUCUUUACAGGGUUUGCUGCCCUGUUUUGUUUUUGUUUCUUCCUGCUAGGAUCGAUCAUUCAAAGAAGUUCGCUCUUUGUUCUCGAUGUGGAGAAUAAGGCAACAGUCCAGGCGGCAGAACGGGAGUUAACAGAGCGGACAUGGGAUGUGCAAGAAGGCACAACAGGGGUUGUGGCUCGGAGAGCCUUGCUAGACAGGCUUAUGCUUGAAGAAGAAGUGCCUGAAGAUGAUGAAGAAGACAAAGUACCCAGCGUGUUGCGAGAGAGCCCCGAAGGCCGCCUGAAAGUUUUCGUGUAUGACCUGCCGUCCAAGUACAACACCAAGCUGCUAGAAAAAGACAGCCGGUGUCUAAACCACAUGUUCGCUGCUGAAAUUUUUGUACAUAGAAACCUAUUGAACAGCUCCAUCCGGACAAUGGACCCCUCCGAGGCCGACUGGUUCUACACCCCCGUUUACACAACCUGUGACCUGACGCCCAAUGGGCUGCCCCUGCCCUUCAAAGCUCCUCAGCUGAUGCGGAGUGCGAUUCGUUGGGUCGCGGAGCACUACCCCUACUGGAAUAGGUCCGAAGGGGCAGACCACUUCUUCACGGUGCCCCACGAUUUUGGCGCUUGCUUCCAUUACCAGGAAGAAGAGGCGAUCAAGCGGCGGAUCCUGCCAGUUCUGCAGCGGGCCACGCUGGUGCAGACUUUUGGGCAGAACAACCACGUCUGCCUCAAGGAGGGCUCCAUUGUUGUACCCCCCUACGCUCCCCCCCAAAAGAUGCGCUCGCGGUUCAUCCCCCCCGACACACCCCGAAGCAUCUUUGUGUACUUCCGCGGCAUGUUUUAUGACAUCAGCAAUGAUCCGGAGGGGGGCUACUAUGCUAGGGGGGCCCGCGCGGCCAUUUGGGAGAACUUCAAGGACAACCCCCUAUUCGACCUCUCGAGCGACCACCCGAGCACCUACUACGAGGACAUGCAGCGGGCCGUGUUCUGCCUCUGCCCCCUGGGAUGGGCUCCGUGGAGCCCCCGCAUCGUGGAGAGCGUCAUCUUCGGCUGCAUACCCGUAAUCAUCGGCGAUGACAUCGUGCUGCCCUUCUCAGACGCCAUCAGAUGGGACGAGAUCUCUGUUUACGUCGCCGAGAAGGACGUCCAGAACUUGGACACCAUUCUGACGGCCAUCAAGCCAGAGGAGAUCAUGGCCAUGCAGCGCAAGAUGUGGAAGCCGGAGGUGCGGACGGCUAUGCUCUUCCCUCAGCCUGCGGAACCGGGGGACAGCUUCCACCAGAUUCUCAACGGCUUGGCCCGGAAACUGCCCCACAAACCGGAGGUGUUCGUGAAACCGGGGGAGCAUCCGAUUGACUGGACUGCGGGGCCCCAACAAGACCAGGAUGAGUGGCGGGGGGAUGAUGAGAACUAGCACUCUCUUACUGACUGCAGCAUCAGUAAGGACGUUUUGCACCGCCCGGGCUCGCAUGGAUUUUGUAUGCCCGCAUAGUGUGUUGAUGUACAGCUAGGAAGGGGGAUCAUGGUACCUACUAUUUAUCGUACUUCUGAGCUCGCUAUCAAGCAUUAGCGCAACCGGUGGGCGUCACAGCUGCCUGAUGUAUCUACAAUGAGUCGCAUGGCUUCUGUCGAUGCAUCAGGCAGCAUUCGCAGGUACCCAUUAGAAACAUUCAUCUAGACACUGAGUAGUCAGUUUGUCUAUAAGCGAGAGGGAUUGAAAACAAUAAUGUUCCAAAGAGUUGGAAGGCAGUGAUUGCAAAUAACAAUGCAGUGAGGCCGUUCCUCUGGUUUUGAUGCUUUUGCUCGCCCCGGUCACCAGCUGGUCAAUCGACUGGGUUUGCUGCCACCUGUUUUCGUGUACAGACACGACAUUAUAUUACACCUAGUAAAUUUCUGACCUAGCUCGGCGGUAAGUCAGCAUAAAUAAGGUGCACCUGCUGCAUAUGUAACCAUGCCAUACAAAUUACAAUUGAUCGAUCAGCUA